This is a messenger RNA of Cynocephalus volans (Philippine flying lemur), 3603 nucleotides long. It is a transcript of the gene MTIF2, whose product is annotated as mitochondrial translational initiation factor 2. Gene Ontology annotation, biological process: translational initiation. The transcript has 15 exons. Gene Ontology annotation, cellular component: cytoplasm. Gene Ontology annotation, molecular function: translation initiation factor activity; GTP binding; GTPase activity. The record is from RefSeq and is a predicted model, not a curated record. The coding region runs from base 211 to 2394 and encodes 727 amino acids. Lineage: Eukaryota; Metazoa; Chordata; Mammalia; Dermoptera; Cynocephalidae.
GACUGACUGAGCGACAGUUCUCACCGGUCCGGAAGGUGAUUUCGGUCGGGACUCAGAAUCCAGACCCCUGGGGCCUAUGUAGGAGCCCGAAACCAAGAAAAUGAGGACCACAGGUAACAGGUGACUUGCGCAAUCACCAUGAGACUUGCUGGUAUAUGUCCAGAGUGAACCAACCAACGUUCUUUUGUUGCCUUUCUAGUCAGGAGAAACAUGAACCAGAAACUACUGAAGUUGGAGAACUUGCUGCAGUUUCACACUAUUUGUAGGCAGCUACACAGCCUGGGUCAAAGAAGAAUGUUAGCACACCGGAGUCAUGGGUUUUCAUCUGCUUACCUGAUGUGGACACCUCAGCUGAAAGCCUGGCCCUGGCAAACAGACAUACUCGUAGGGGCUGCUUUAUCUCAGUAUAGGCUUCUAGUAACAAAGAAGGAAGAAAGACCACAGAAAUCUCACUUAUCUUCAAAAAAAUCUAAAAAGGAGGUACAAGUAUGGAUUGGAAUGACUGUUGAGGAGCUGGCUAGAGCAAUGGAAAAAGACGUAGAUUAUGUAUAUGAAGCUUUACUGAACACUGCUAUUGACAUAGAUUCUCUAGAAGCAGAUUCACAUUUAGAUGAAGUUUGGAUUAAAGAAGUGAUAAAGAAGGCAGGAAUGAAGUUAAAAUGGAGCAAAUUAAAACAGGACAAAGUCAGAGCAAAUAAAGACGCUGUAAAAAGGCCCCAGGCAGAUCCAGCUUUAUUAACCCCAAGGUCCCCAGUUGUUACUAUAAUGGGCCAUGUUGAUCAUGGGAAAACGACGUUACUUGACAAACUUCGAAAAACUCAAGUGGCAGCAAUGGAAUUUGGAGGCAUCACUCAGCACAUUGGGGCCUUUCUUGUAUCUCUGCCUUCUGGGGAGAAGAUAACGUUUCUUGAUACUCCAGGACAUGCUGCUUUCUCAGCAAUGAGAGCCAGAGGUGCUCGGGUCACAGACAUUAUCAUAUUGGUUGUAGCUGCAGAUGAUGGGGUGAUGAAACAAACUGUAGAAUCUAUUCAGCAUGCCAAAGAUGCUCAAGUUCCUAUUGUCCUUGCCAUAAACAAAUGUGACAAAGCUGAGGCUGAUCCUGAAAAAGUGAAAAAAGAGCUGCUGGCUUAUGAUGUGGUUUGUGAAGAUUAUGGAGGUGAUGUUCAAGCAGUGCAUGUCUCUGCACUUACGGGUGCUAACCUGAUGGCUUUGGCAGAAGCAACAGUUGCUCUUGCAGAAAUGUUAGAGUUGAAAGCAGAUUCCACUGGUCCAGUGGAAGGAACAGUAAUAGAGUCUUUCACAGACAAAGGAAGAGGUCCUGUUACUACAGCUAUAAUUGAAAGAGGAACUUUGAGAAGAGGCACAGUUUUGGUUGCGGGAAAGAGUUGGGCAAAAGUACGCUUAAUGUUUGAUGAAAAUGGAAAAACAAUCAGUGAGGCCUAUCCCAGCAUGCCAGUGGGAAUUACAGGCUGGAGAGACCUUCCUUCUGCAGGAGAUGAAAUUCUUGAAGUAGAAUCUGAGCCAAGGGCACGUGAAGUUGUUGACUGGAGGAAGUAUGAGCAAGAACAGGAGAAAAAUAAAGUUAAUCUGAAAAUAAUAGAAGAAAAGAGAAAGGAACACCAAGAAGCACAUCGGAAAGCCCGUGAGAAGUAUGGCACUUUGCACUGGAAGCAGAUAUCAUUUAAAAAGUACCUAGAAAGAAAAGAACAAAAACCAUUAAAGCCAAAGGAGAAAAUAGAAAGAGAUUCAAAUGUACUUCCUGUAAUUCUUAAAGGUGAUGUUGAUGGUUCCAUUGAGGCCCUUUUGAAUGUUGUGGAUAGCUAUGAUGCUUCGUACGAGUGUGGACUAGAAUUAGUACAUUUUGGAGUGGGUGAUAUUAGUGAAAAUGAUGUUAACCUUGCUGAAACAUUUGAUGGUGUUAUAUAUGGCUUUAAUGUGAAUGCAGGCGAUGUUAUCCUGCAGUCAGCUGCCAAAAAAGGAGUAAAAAUUAAACUUCACAAAGUCAUUUACCGUCUUAUUGAAGAUUUGCAGGAGGAACUGAGCAGCAGAUUGCCCUGCAUUGUGGAAGAACACCUAAUAGGUGAGGCUUCUAUACUAGCUACCUUCUCUAUAACAGAAGGGAAGAAAAAAGUUCCCGUGGCUGGCUGCAGAGUCCUAAAGGGACAGUUAGAAAAACAAAAAAAAUUUAAAUUAAUCCGUAAUGGACAUAUUAUAUGGAAGGGCUCAUUAAUUGCAAUGAAACACCAUAAAGAGGACAUUUCAGUCAUCAAAACUGGAAUGGAUUGUGGUCUCAGUUUAGAUGAAGAAAAGAUAGAAUUUAAGGUGGGAGAUGAAAUUGUUUGUUAUGAAGAAAAGGAAGUUCCAGCAAAGACUUCUUGGGACCCAGGAUUUUAAAAUUAGAAACAUAAAUGACUAAAUGUUUUGCUUUAUUAUACAGCAACUGGUUUUGAUUUAUUGAAGGUAAAAAUUCACCACUACGGGUCAAAAAGUACCUGAAUUGUUCUAUCAAGGGUUUCUAUGCAUUAGAAUAACUGUCAAAGGGCCAGCCCAUGGCUCAUUUGGGAGAGUGUGGUGCUGAUAACACCAAGGCCAUGGGUUCAGAUCCCUAUAUAGGGAUGGCCGGUUAGCUCACUUGGGAGAGCUUGGUGCUGACACCACCAAGUCAAGGGUUAAGAUCCCCUUACCUGUCAUCUUUUAAGGAAAAAAAAAAAAAAAGAAUAAACUGUCAAAUUCUACCGAAACAGUAACUCUUAUUUAAGGGUGCCUCCAACUAGAAAUCCUGUAGUGGAAAAGACCAGGAAUAUGGUAAAAGGGAAUUGUUAAUUAUUAGCUUAUCACUGAAUGUAAUAAUCCAAGUUUAAAUAACUUCCUUUAUGUGUAUGCUUUAGUUAAGAGUGGUAUCAAGCAAACCAGUCCUCCCUGAAUUGAGCUUCAUGGGCAAAAGUACCAAUCAAGUACUGCUUGAAAUUGUCUUAUUUUUCAGAGUUAACAGUACUAAUAAUCCUUCCUUUAUAGGAAUUUACUCUGAAUACAACAUUAAAGUUUAAAUAUCCAAGAGUUCAUACUCAACUUUGUACUGUAAAGCACAUUCCCUCGUACUGCAGACAGCAAACAUCCCACUGAAACCAUCCAGGGAAUCAGGAUGUAUUUUUGAAUUGGCAACUUAAACUUAGGCUUUAAAUUUCCUGUGACUGGGGUUUGGGGUGACGUGUGAAGCAGGCACUCCUGGCAAAAAAGGGGCUAGAGGUGAGGGAUGAUGUCCAUCCUAUCAAGCAUAGUAUAGCCUCCACAACAAAGAAUUAACUGGCCCAAAAUGUCUAUUGUGCUGAAGGAACUGACAGAAAUACAAACUGAGCUGACAUGAAAACACAACAUAAUUCUUCUGUCCAAGUAUAGGCAGUUUAAGACAUUAUUAUGAAGUGAAAAUAUCAAGACCUUUCCAAGUAGUUGGCACCUUUCCAAGUAGUUGGCACUUGGCAGGUACCCAGAACCACUGGGUCACACAAUCCCCAAAAGCAACAUUUACAUGAUGGCACUAUCAAAGGAAAUGGUGUGACCAUCAAUUUGCCACUCAAAAACUAUUCUUUAAAUCACAGCAAUAAA